Yarrowia lipolytica CLIB122 is the source of this 945-nucleotide messenger RNA. RefSeq lists its product as uncharacterized. Lineage: Eukaryota; Fungi; Ascomycota; Dipodascomycetes; Dipodascales. The record is from RefSeq and is a predicted model, not a curated record.
AUGUCUCUCUAUCUGCUGGAAACCAAGCCUCCCACAGAGAUCACCCUUGAGGAUGACGGCGUUCAAUGCAAGGUCGACAAUGUCGUCUUCACUUUUCCCAUGGAUGACGAUGUUCCUUUUGUCCCUUCCUCGGAACCUCUCCAGUGCUACCCUCUAGGUGGAUCAGCCUAUGUUGUGCUGUCCUCCAAGGACCAGGUCCGACGAGCCAGCGUGUUGUUCCUUGAUCUCAAGACUAGUCAGAUCCAAUGGAAGAGCAUGAAGAAGGUGUGUCCCGAGUUUUGGUCUUAUGGAAGCCACUUGGCUGGAGUUCAGGAUGCGACCUCCAUUCUUGAUGCUCUCAAGAUGGUGGGCGAUAUUCAGAGCAAGGUGAAACAGGUUACCGAGAAGCAAGCGUUUAGUGCUUCAACCGAGUCUUUCGGACUGAACAGGCUGUCGCUAAUGGGCUCUAUCCCCCCCGGUUUCUCCGAUUCAACUGUUGUAUGCUCUGAAUCGUUUCCUCGCCAAAGCCAUCUGGUGAUUCUCGCUACCAAUUGGCCUUGGAUCAGUGAUAAGCUUCCCGGAUUUGACGACAACAGAAGCGACGAGAAGAUCACUAUCUACAUCGAGGCAGGCUCACAGGCAGUAGAUGUACUUGUUGACUUUAUCUACGGAAAGCCCGUCAAGCAGAUGCUGAACGCCACAAUCAUCCUAGAGCUGGCAAGAUUCAACUCAAUUCCCAUCACCAUCAACGGUAAGAAGCAUUCCAACGCACACCUGCCUCCAGGACUUUGGGAGGAGUGUCUUCAAUUCGAGCCUAUCCCUCAGGACUUUGUGAGACUGUGGCGGAUCCCUUACUUCAAGAAGAGAUUGGAAAGCUUCUUUGGACAGAACAGAAAGGCUGUCAUGGAGACCGACGAGGUUACAUACUUGUCUAAGGAAGAACUCCUGGAGCUGUUGCGACUAUAG